AUGGACAUUGAUGGCGCCACUCCUAACAGCAAAGUCCAGCUGGGUAUCUGUUACUUUGGAACAAACAGAAGGGAAGUUGUUCCACUCUCUUUGUCCAACACCCAGGCUAGUGUCAUUAACGCCGUCCAAACCACGCCAAUCCCUGGGGGACGAACAUCUUACAACGAAGGUAUUGAAUGUGCCAACGACAAUUUUGCCCAGUCCCGCCGUGCCCGGGCCAAGCAAGUGGUGGUGUUGAUUGUUGAUGGUAACCCGGAUAGAUCUGCCCAAGCCCCAAGUGAACAAGCCAUCUCUCAAACCAGGAACCAAGGUGUCAUCGUUUCCGUUAUUGCGGUUGCUCAAGGCUUUGUCAACAGGACAGCCGCUGGAGAUUUCGCUACAAACCGAGCUCUUUUCUUCGAGACAGACUCCUUCCAGGAAUUCGAGAGCGACACCAAUCUGUUCUUCUCCGCUAUCUGCCCAGAGGAGUUCAUUACAACAACCACAACAACAACAACAACCACAACCACUACAACAACAACGACAACAACAACGCUAGAAGUUGGCGGUCCGUGCGCUACCUGUGUCAUUAAAAACGGAAUAGGCUAUGCUGAAACAGAUGAUUGCUGGUCAUUUUUCCAAUGCCUACCCACGGAAUCUGGUCGGUUCACUCAGGUCAGACGAGAGCUCGCCGUGGGAACUUACUGGAAUCAGGCUCGUCUGGCGGGAGACAAUCCUAUCAACGCUAACUGCCCCAGAGACCCUUGUAUUAAUGCGAACAAUGGCUCACUGAUCAACGGAUAUGACAACUGCCGUGCUAGAAUUACCUGUAUUAACGGGAUUACCAGCUUUGUGGACUGUUGUCCAUUCGGAACAGCUAACGUCAACGGCCAGUGCGUCAGCGAUCCUACCUGUGUGGAUACCUGCGAACCGGUUGUGACCAGCGAAGGCCAAUGCUUCUUGCAAGCUGUGGAUGGCGACAGAAGCCGGUAUGUCUCCACGGAUGGAGAGUUUUCUGAGAUCAUGAGUUGUCCCAUUGGAACUUUCUUUGACCUUAACAUCUGUGGCUGCGAUCAUUUACAGGAGGACUUUGCCCCAAGACUGUGCGUUGAACACCCCGAGAUUGAGCUGGAGUUUGGACCCGAUGGUCAAGUCGUGGACGUGUCCAGGAACAGGUAUUAUACCACCACGGAGCAGUUUUCCACUAGAGAGACGAGAGAGAACUCCGGAGAGUUUGUUGGAGUGUUCAAUGGGGACACCCUUGUAAGGGUCCACUCCUCCAACCUCGACUUAACAGAUAGGGUUACCUUAGUAGUGGAAUACGUCACGACACAGAGCCAGCCCAACGCCAUCGUCGUGGCUAACAACGAGUGCGAGGGAACUUUCCGUUCCAUCGCCAUAAUGGAUGACAACUCGGUGCCAAUGGGCUUCGCCAGGACUGUGCCCGACCGUUCGGUCACUGUCAGCGGCGACCGAGAAACGGGAAGGAAGGAGGUUAUCUACCAGUUCCAAGCAGGACAAUUGAUAGUCGACUCCAACGGCAGAAUACAGGCCGCUGAGGCCGGAGCCUUGUUGGUGGAGCCUCUGAUUUGUGAUGGAAUCAAACUCGGCCGCUCUCCAGACUCCCCUGGCCUCAUAGGAGAAAUCAUUUCGUUCAAGCUGUUCAAAUGUUUAGCGGAUGGUCCCGAGGCUUUCUCUUCAUCAGCCGGCAAGAAAUAG
Molecule: messenger RNA, 1698 nt
Organism: Liolophura sinensis
Lineage: Eukaryota; Metazoa; Mollusca; Polyplacophora; Chitonida; Chitonidae
Exons: 8
Coding region: 1-1698 (565 amino acids)
Source: RefSeq, a predicted model, not a curated record